Messenger RNA from Aspergillus pseudonomiae, 582 nucleotides. RefSeq lists its product as uncharacterized. Bases 1 to 582 code for a protein of 193 amino acids. Lineage: Eukaryota; Fungi; Ascomycota; Eurotiomycetes; Eurotiales; Aspergillaceae. The transcript has 2 exons. The record is from RefSeq and is a predicted model, not a curated record.
AUGUCAAGUCUCCUUCACAAGGUCAAAGAUGCGGUGACUGGCCAUCACCACGAUUCCAAGGAGCAUCAUGACCAGGCUGGAAGUUCUAACUCUGGAAAGCAUGAAUCAGAUCCUGGCUAUGGAUCUAGACCCUCCGAUAAUUAUGGGUCCAAUACCGGCGACUACAGCACCGGCGACUACAGAUCUCACGAAUAUGGAUCGAAGACGGACGCGGGCAGCUAUGGAUCCAAUACUACCAGUUACGGCAAACCUAGCACCGGCAACUAUGGGUCUGGUGCUGGUGAGUACAGCUCUCGUCCUGGAGCGGGUCAUUAUGCAACAGGCACCGGUGAUCUUAGCUCUCAGGCAGGCCCUGGCGGCUAUGGUGGUUAUGAAUCUACCCAAGGCCGUUAUAGUUCAGGCACCGACUCUUACGGUUCCCCUGGUGCUGCACCCGGAGGCAGUAGCUACAACGCUCCUGAAUCCGGCAUUGGCCGGCACAGUGAAGGUGCCUAUGGCUAUGAUUCGAGCAAACUGGGAUCUCGUACCUCUGAGUCAGAUAACCGAUACUCUGCAGGCGGUACACAGCGUAAUCAAUGGUAA